AUGUCGACUCCACAGCGGGAAACUCUUCCAAAUGGUCUUCCAAACCCACAACGCCUCAUCACAACCACCGAUGGCAAUGGCAAAGCCAUACUCGAACCCGGCAUUUCCCCAAACCCAGUAUGGCAACCCAUCCAAAACAACGACAUGUCCUUCUUCCUAGGCUACAGUACACACCAAUUCCCCGCUUCUCUCGCGCACGCCCCCUCUUCACACAACUCUACAUCCACCACCCCCAUCGAUAUAGCCUCCUACACGCACGACCUGUCCUCACCACCCGGCCUCUCCAUCUCCUCGGGAACCGUCCUUCGCUUUGUGGAUUUCGCGCCCGGCAUCGCGUGUCCCAUGCAUAAAACGGUUAGUUUGGAUUAUGGGGUUGUGUUGGAGGGAAGUAUAGAAUUAGAGUUGGAUGGGGGGGAGAAGAGAUUGAUGAAGAGGGGUGAUGUUUGUGUGCAGAGGGCCACGAAUCAUGCUUGGAGGAAUGUUACGGAGGGGGGUGGGUGGGCCAGGAUGAUGUUUGUGUUGACGGCGGUGGAGGGUGGGGUGGGGAUCGAGGAAAAAGGGGUGGAGGGAAUGGAUGGGGUGAAGAGGAGUGAGUGA
Messenger RNA from Sclerotinia borealis F-4128, 597 nucleotides. The record is from the annotation of a GenBank genome assembly. Lineage: Eukaryota; Fungi; Ascomycota; Leotiomycetes; Helotiales; Sclerotiniaceae.